Messenger RNA from Ictidomys tridecemlineatus (thirteen-lined ground squirrel), 3355 nucleotides. NCBI's taxonomy places the organism in Eukaryota, Metazoa, Chordata, Mammalia, Rodentia, Sciuridae. The record is from RefSeq and is a predicted model, not a curated record.
AUGGAAGAGUGCAGUCGCAGAAAGGCGGAAGAGUGGAUCCACGGCGCCUUUUUUGGCCAGCCAGAAGAAAGCAGCUUGAGCAGCGACACGUGGCUUAGGGUGCAGCCUGGGUCUGAUGGCACUGGUUCCACCGCAGUGAGGUCGGCUGGUGGCGACGGGGAUGCGUUGUGUGUUACCGAAGAGGAACUGGCUGGUGAAGACGAGGACAUGCCGUCCUUCCCGUGCACCCAAGAGGGUCGGCCAGGACCCCGCUGCAGCCGCUGCCAGAAGAACCUGUCUUUGCACACGUCGGUGCGGAUUCUGUACCUCUUCCUGGCUCUGCUCCUGGUGGCAGUAGCUGUGCUGGCCUCUCUGGUUUUUAGGAAAGUGGAUUCUCUCUCAGAAGACAUCUCCCUGGUCCAGUCCAUUUAUGACAAGAAGCUUGUAUCAAUGCAGGAAAACCUUCGAGGACUGGACCCGAAAGCUUUGAACAACUGCUCUUUCUGCCACGAGGCUGGGCAGCUGGGGCAAGAGAUCAGGAGACUUCAGGAAGAGCUGGAGGGCCUUCAGAAGAUGCUUCUGGCCCAGGAGGUCCAGCUGGACCAGACCUCGCAGGCCCAUGAACUGCUCUCCACCACCAGCAACCAAAUCUCCCAGGAGAUGGGCGGUUGCUCCUUCUCUGCCCACCAAGUCAACCAGUCUCUGGGGCUCUUCCUGUCACAGGUGAGGGGCUGGCAGGCCACCACCACUGGCCUGGACCUCUCUCUGAAGGACCUCACCCAGGAGUGCUAUGAUGUCAAGGCUGCUGUGCACCAGAUGAACUUCACCGUGGGGCAGAACUCUGAGUGGAUCCACGGGAUCCAGCGCAAGACGGACGAGGAGACCCUCACCCUCCAGAAGAUUGUCACCGACUGGCAGAACUACACCCGGCUCUUCGGCGGCCUGCGCACCACCUCGGCCAAGACUGGAGAAGUGGUCAAGAACAUUCAGGCCACCCUGGGGGCCUCCUCGCAGCGCAUCAGCCAGAAUUCCGAGAGCAUGCAUGACCUGGUGCUGCAGGUCAUGGGCUUGCGGCUGCAGCUGGACAACAUCUCAUCCUUCCUGGACGACCAUGAGGAGAACAUGCAUGACCUCCAGUACCACACUCGCUACGCCCAGAACCGCACGGUGGAGAGGUUCGAGUCGCUGGAGGGUCGCAUGACAUCCCACGAGAUUGAAAUCGGCACCAUCUUCACCAACAUCAAUGCCACCGACAACCACGUGCACAGCAUGCUCAAGUACCUGGACGAUGUGCGGCUCUCCUGCACGCUGGGCUUCCACACGCACGCGGAGGAGCUCUACUACCUGAACAAGUCUGUCUCCCUCAUGCUGGGCACCACGGACCUGCUCCGGGAGCGCUUCAGCCUGCUCAGCGCCCGGCUGGACUUCAACGUCCGCAACCUCUCCAUGAUCGUGGAGGAGAUGAAGGCUGUGGACACGCAGCACGGGGCAAUCCUUCGCAAUGUCACCAUCCUUCGAGGUGUCCCCGGCCCUCCAGGACCCAGAGGACUCAAAGGAGAUGUAGGCAUGAAAGGACCUCUUGGCGGCAGAGGACCAAAAGGAGACCCUGGCAGCUUAGGCCCCCCGGGACCCCAGGGCCCUCAGGGACAACCUGGGGAGCCUGGACCUACAGGAGAAAGGGGGCCAGGUGGUCCACGAGGCUUCCCUGGCCUCAAAGGCUCAAAGGGCAGCUUUGGCAGUGGAGGGCCAAGGGGACAGCCGGGCCCCAAAGGUGAUGUGGGACCCCCAGGACCAGAGGGGCCUCCAGGGUCUCCAGGGCCUUCCGGGCCUCAGGGAAAACCAGGGAUUGCAGGGAAGACAGGGUCGCCAGGCCAGCGGGGGGCUACGGGGCCGAAGGGCGAACCAGGGAUCCAGGGUCCUCCCGGCCUACCUGGUCCCCCAGGCCCACCAGGAAGUCAGAGCCGCUACUGAGAAGGGUCCCUGGCCCAGACAUGGCCACAGCAGAAGGGGAAGAGAGCUCAGGGCAGCUCAAAAGCCACAGAAGAUCGUGGUCCUUUGAUUUUGAUGUACGGGUGUUCCCAGAGUUGAUACUGCAGCUUUGGGCUCCCCAAAGUGACUGUACCAUAGGAAAGCAACAUCCGCACACACACACACACACACACACACACGCACACACGCUUCCCUGCUGGCCAGGGUGGCCGACGGGGUUUCCCUGGCUAGGCAGGAGGAGAGGGCGGACAGCCCCCUCUCCUGUGACUGGGCCUGCCAGGGCUGUGGCUACCUCAGGAAGAAGGUCUUGAAUCUGUCUCUGAAUGGUGACCAGCUCCCGUCUGUCCAGUGUCUUCACUCACGCAACCCAGUUCCCUGAGGCUCCCCCUGUCUGAAAAGACUCAGCAAAUCUUUAGUGGGGCAUUAUAAUUAAAACUCCAGAGACAAGGUGGGUUGAUGAUAGCAAGCCCCUCCCCAUAGUCACAGGGACAGAGUCAUCAGGAUGCUGCCCUGCCUUGCACAGGGCCGUGGGACUCUGCCCGCCCUGGCAUCUUAAGGCCCUGCACACAGGGCCCCUGAAAAGAUCAACUUUUUGUCUAGACAACUCCCUACUUCAAUCUUGCCUCUGCUUCUGAGGAGCAGCCCAGAGGGAAUCCAAACAGUAGGUGCAUCUGUAGGGAGGGAGACCAGCAGGCCCUGGAGCAUUCUGCAUCAAUGCCAAAAACUCCCUAGGAAGGCCUCAGAGCUAGAGAGGGAAGGCAGAGGCAGGCUUGAGGGUUCUCUCGGCAAAGCCACCCCCUGAUCCACCCAUGAUUGGUGUGCCCUGUUCUCUAAGGGGCACAGCUGUGGUGGCCAGGGACCAGGCUGCAGGAGGGCCCAUCCCAACAACAGGGUGACUCUCGCCUCUCACAUCCGACUUCUGCCUCCUGCCCCCAGCUGCACACAGACUUAGAAGCACUGGGCACUGUGACUCAGAAGGGCUGAGUCUCCUUUGAAUAAGCAGCAAGGGGACCGGGUGUGGGAAGAGCCUGGACAGCUACAGGCGGCAUCUUUGACGUUACCCCACGUCCUCCGUCAACCUCCUGCACACACUGGCAGAAGGCGACACUGGGAGUUGGUCAAACGCACUGUAAAGCUCCCCUCCUCCUCAUGUCAAGCAGAUUCAGACACCCCUGGGUGGAGCAUGGAGCUGUCUCCUCCCCAACGUUGCCUCAGAGACCUGCCCUCUUCCUGCCCCAAGCCUACAGGGCAGCUUCCUUGUCAAUACAGAUGUGCAACUGGUUUGUACCACCCGCCCCGCCCCCCCCCACUGCCAUGUAACUCUCCGUCUACAUGAUACUGCCACGCAACAUGAUAUUACCGACCCAGUAAAGAGCUGUCUCCACAA